AUGGCUAUCCAAAAGCUUCUUUGGGCUUUGUUUUCUCAAUUGGUUCUCCUUCUUUUGUUCUUAGAUUUCACUAAUGCAUGGGGUUUGCAGCUUGGGUUCUACAGGAGGAGUUGCCCUAACGUAGAGAAAAUUGUCCAUACAACUCUUCACAAAUACAUUUCGAGAGAUCUCACUCUUGCUGCUCCACUGUUGAGAAUGCAUUUCCAUGAUUGUUUUGUCAGGGGAUGUGAUGGUUCUGUGCUAUUAAAUUCUAGGAACUGUAACCUAGCCGAGAAAGAUGCAAUCCCAAAUCAAACCUUAAGAGGGUUCCAAGUAAUUGAUGCUGUGAAAUCAGCACUAGAAAAGAAAUGCCCUGGUGUGGUUUCUUGUGCUGAUACCUUAGCCUUAGUAGCUCGAGAUGCAGUUUCAAUGAUUGGAGGACCAUUUUGGGAUGUUAAAACUGGACGCAGAGAUGGAAGAGUGUCAAUUGCCUCAGAGGCUUUAACACAAUUGCCAUCUCCCUUCGCUAACAUAAGCCAGCUUAAAGAAAAUUUUGCUGCCAAGGGUUUAAGCGUUAAGGACCUUGUGGUUCUAUCAGGAGGACACACAAUUGGUAUUGGGCAUUGCUUUAUAAUCACAAACCGCUUAUACAAUUUCACAGGCAAAGGCGACACUGACCCAUCACUGGACCCCAAAUACGCAGCAGCAUUGAAGAAAAAAUGCAAGCCAGGAGGAGACAUCAAGGCAGUUGCAGAAAUGGACCCUGGAAGCUUCAAAACAUUCGAUGAAGAUUACUACACUAUUGUAGCUAAAAGAAGAGGGCUCUUCCAAUCUGAUGCAGCUCUUCUUGAUGAUGUAGAAACCAGAGCUUAUGUCCAACGUCAGUCUCUCACACAUGGAUUGAACUUUGCUCAUGAUUUUGCUGAUUCAAUGAUUAAACUGGGUUACGUUGGAGUACUCACUGGUCGCCGAGGUGAAAUCAGGAAACGCUGCGCUUUCGUCAAUUAA
Molecule: messenger RNA, 987 nt
Organism: Hevea brasiliensis (rubber tree)
Lineage: Eukaryota; Viridiplantae; Streptophyta; Magnoliopsida; Malpighiales; Euphorbiaceae
Product: peroxidase 27-like
Exons: 4
Coding region: 1-987 (328 amino acids)
Biological process (GO): hydrogen peroxide catabolic process; response to oxidative stress
Cellular component (GO): plant-type cell wall; plasmodesma
Molecular function (GO): heme binding; peroxidase activity
Source: RefSeq, a predicted model, not a curated record